This is a messenger RNA of Zootermopsis nevadensis, 2631 nucleotides long. RefSeq lists its product as uncharacterized. The record is from RefSeq and is a predicted model, not a curated record. Lineage: Eukaryota; Metazoa; Arthropoda; Insecta; Blattodea; Termopsidae.
ACACCCUGACCAUGGUGAAGCACAGGACAUGGUGGAGGGAUAUGAAAUCCUUCUAUUUCUGAACUUUGAGUCAAAUUGUUAGCAAUGUUUAUUUACUGAGAGGUUCUAUGCAGGCUCUCCCACCAGAGAUUUUUAUCCUGCUGCAUAGUCUGCAUUGGCAUAUGUGGGUAGAGUAACUUAAAAUAAGCCACGACCACGCCCUACAUCCUUUUCGUAAUAGACGUUAUCUUUUACUUGAAAUAUGGAGUGAGUUUCUCUUAUUAAGUGUUUCAAAACAAGUAAUAAAAAAUGUUCCAAUUUUUACGGGAGGUCGCUUUGGCGUGAGGAAGCCAAUGAGUGUUUUACCCUGUCAUAGACUACUGUACAUAGGUGGCAGCACGUUAGUAAUGGAGGUUUUCUUUUAAUCUGUAUGUUGGCAUUGGAGUUUCACAUUUGUUGUGUUAUCUAUGGAUUAGACAAGUUUGUACGUCAGUAUUUUGCUCCACCUGUUCUACGGCGUUGUGCAGAGGGAUGGUUUUUGUGGUGCUUGAUUUGAUGUUUAUGGUGUAAUUCAGCGUGUUUAUCAACGACGUCUGUAUUUUGUUGGUGAUCUACAUUUGUAUCAAGACCUGGGCAGAUAUUCCAAGUUAGGAACAGUUAUCAAAACUAUGAUUCUGUCACUAGGAUUCUUGUAAACCACUUUUCUUACCCUUCAUGAUGUCGGAUGAAGAAGGUUUAAAUUCACAAAACAGUUUGCAGUCUCUUGCGACAAGAUUGCCAAGAAUUAUACUGCAGAGAGCUGAAGAAGUAUUUCCUGCUUUGAAGGAAGACUUGAACUGCACGGUCUUCGUGAAAGAUGUACGUAGUUCAGAUACUGAGAUGUGUCAUGGAAAUCAGGUUAUCUAUAUAAAAACAGAGGACAUCGCAGAUGUGCAAGAGGAGGGGGCAGUGGAGGAUCCUCUACUUAUAAUGUUACCGACAAUAAAGGUUGAACAUGGGGAGGACAUUGAUAUAGUCAAAGUAGAAAAUGACACAGAUGUUCAGAGUGAAGAUUCCAGUGGUGUGAAGACUGGCGAGGUUUGCGUACCGUCAGCACUGCCUGUCAACAAGACUGAAGCCAAGGUUGUACCUGGUUUAGAUAGUGAGACACGUCUGAAAUCUCUUGAUGAAAAUCAGGUCGUAUAUAUGAAGAUUGAGGACAUGACCGCUACGCAAGAGGAGGAGGAUCCGGUACUAGAUGAACUUGGGAAUCCUCUGAAUGAAGAUCAACUCUUGCAUGGCGCAGGGCAUCCAAAUUUGUAUGAUGUGCAUCAUAAGUCAUUCAAUAGUCAGAGUAUUUUGGAGUCACAUCCAUAUAUACAUGAUGAUGUGGAGCAAUUUUCGUGCGACGUGUGUAACAAGUCAUUCAGUUUGAAGAGUCGUCUCGAGAUACACGAACGCAUACAUAAUGGGAAGCAGCCAUACUCUUGUGAUAUCUGUAACAAAUCAUUCAGCCGCAGGGGUAAUCUCGACCAACAUCAACGCAUAGUACAUAGUGGUAAGCGGCCAUAUCCCUGUGGUACAUGCAACAAAUCGUUCAUUCACAGUUGUCUCCUGAAGAUUCAUCAACGUGUACAUUCUGGUGAGAAGCCGUACUCUUGCGAGGUCUGCAAUAAAUCGUUUAUCCAGAUGAGGCGUCUCAAGUUACAUCAACGCAUACAUAAUGGGGACAUACUGUAUCCAUGCAGUGUUUGUAAUAAAUCGUUCAUUAGUCAGGGUGACCUAAACAGGCAUCAGCGCUCGCACAGUGGGAACCGACCGUAUGUCUGCGACGAGUGUAAUAAAUCGUUCAUUACUCAGAGCGAUUUGAGCAGACAUCUGCGCUUGCAUAAAGGGGAGCGGCCAUUCUCCUGUGAGGUGUGCAAUAAAUCAUUUAGUCAGGUGAGUCAUCUGAGGGGACAUCAACGAAUACAUAGUGGGGAGAGGCCUUAUAGCUGUGAUUUGUGUAAUAAAUCAUUUGUUAACCAGAGCGAUCUGAGGAGACAUCAGCGCAUUCACAGCGGAGAGCGACCACACACCUGUGACGUGUGUAAAAAAUCAUUCGGUCAGAUGAGUCACCUGAAGGAUCAUCAACGCACGCACAGUGGUGAGCGGCCGUAUCGGUGCGACGCGUGUAACAAGUCGUUCACUAGUUCGAGUACUCUGAAGACGCACAAAUACUUGCACACGGGGGUGCGGCCGUUCUCCUGCGACGUGUGUAACGAGUCCUUCAGUUGGAGGGAUUCUCUGAACAAACAUCAACGCUCGCACAAUGGGGAACGACCAUUUUCCUGCGACGUAUGUAAUAAAUCCUUCGUUAGUCAGAAUGAUCUGAGCAAACAUCAACAGUUACAUAGUGGGCAGCGGCCGUACGCCUGUGACGUGUGUAAUAAUUCGUUCAAUUUUAGGUGUCACCUGAAGGAACAUCAAGUCAUUCAUACCGGGGAGCGGCCAUUCUCCUGUGACGUGUGCAAAAAGACGUUCAGUCGAAGGCGUACUCUGAAAGAACAUGAACGCAUACAUAGUCAGAAGGAGUAAUUCUCCUCUGAUUUGCUAAUAAGAGUUUCCUGAAGUCAUCAGUGUACAUAUAUGUAUUUUAUAUUAUGUGGAAUAAAUGCUUGCGUUGACUGUUCA